Arabis nemorensis is the source of this 336-nucleotide messenger RNA. The record is from the annotation of a GenBank genome assembly. NCBI's taxonomy places the organism in Eukaryota, Viridiplantae, Streptophyta, Magnoliopsida, Brassicales, Brassicaceae.
AUGGGCAUAAAUGGAAAUGAAGUUCAUCAUCAAUCAUCGACAGAUCAAAGGGCACAAUCUGAUGAUACUUCUCUUCAUCAAGAAAUUGACUUUCCUUCUACACAACCUCGUUGGAGUAACUCUUCACGAGAGACAUGGCCAUUAAGUAAUAACUGCUCAAGCGACAUAGAUACGAUGAGAACUUCAUCAACAUCAGUGAUCUCUCAUCAUCAAAGAUCCAUCCUUCACGAUCAGGAUCAAAGGUCAAACGAUCAAGCAAAGAGGUGUGGAGAUGUUAGUUGUAACAAUCCAAGUUUGGAGUUCACAUUAGGCAGACCAGAUUGGCACGAGAAAUGA